Amphimedon queenslandica is the source of this 867-nucleotide messenger RNA. RefSeq lists its product as uncharacterized. The record is from RefSeq and is a predicted model, not a curated record. The transcript has a single exon. NCBI's taxonomy places the organism in Eukaryota, Metazoa, Porifera, Demospongiae, Haplosclerida, Niphatidae. Bases 1 to 867 code for a protein of 288 amino acids.
AUGUCUUCAGGCAUAACUGGUGUUUUGAAUAGAGUAAAUGGACAGCUACUGUCGUUUGUAUCUGUGCUACCAUCCAGCAAUGCUACUGCUGCUCCCAAUGUAUGCAACAAUGCUGUUGUGCUAAUCCCUGGACUCACAGACGGGAUGAUGUCAAUGUGCUAUACCAAAUCUCUCAAUGCUGCACUACUCUCCAUUGACUACUCCCUGGUCCAGUUAAACCUAUCAAGCUCUUUCUAUCAGUUUGGCUUUCAGGACUUGGAGCAAGAUAAAAGUGAUAUCCAGGACAUUUUAAAUUUUUUAAAAAGAGAGUACAAGUUUGAUAAAAUCAUCCUCUGCGGUCAUUCAACUGGAUGUCAGGACAUACUGUACCUGCUCAGAUAUGGAGAAGUCUCUCGAUUGAUCGACGGGGUCAUACUACAAGGAGGAGUCAGCGACAGAGAUGAUAUAUUAAGCACUGAAGAUGGUCCUGCCAUGAUAGCUGAAGCAGAGAAAUUAAAGAGUGAAAAUAAAGCGGAAUAUUUCGUAACGUACAAACACUGUGAUGCUCCAAUAACUGCCUCUCGGUUGCUAAGUCUUGCCGGUAGACUAACAAAAGAUGACAUGUUUUCCGUUGAUCUUACAAAGGAAGAAUUAGCCCCAAUACUACAGCCUGUCACAGUUCCUAUACUUAUUGUAUACAGCAGUGAGGACGAGUAUGUACCAGAUAAAGAAGGACAAAGAGCUUUUGCUGAUCGAAUGGUUGAAGUUUUGAAAAGCACAAGCCCUUCAGUGCAGCUGGAGUAUAUUGAAGGUGCAGACCACGGUCUCUCAACUGGAGGGGAAGCAUUUGUACAACUUGUUACGGACUUCAUUAAAAAACAAUUUUGA